AUGGAUAAAGAUAUGUAUGAAAGGGUCAGUCACAGACUGCGAUUGGGUUCUCAAACAUUAUCCGAUGCUGAAGAUAACGAAGAGAAUGAGAAAGAAUAUGCUACUCAUUUGACGGAGGAGCAGCAGCACAAAAUAUCAGAGUCUCUGCUAGACGCAGAACACGUCCAAUGGCAAGAAUUGAGAUUGAUUCAUCAAAAGAAAGGUCAAAAGGAGCGUCGUUUGAAAAGAAAUGAAAAACUUGGAGCAGCAGAAGCAGAGAGAUUACGACAGCAACGAUGCGCUAUAACUACUUUCAGCUGUCAGUCGAAAAGCAACAAGGCUAGAACAAAAAGAGAAGCUUUAAAAAUAAGAACGACAAAGCUUUCUGACUGUUGGCGCUGUGAUGCAGUAACGACGCCUUUGAAGAAGGAACACGAAUACAUAGAACAAAGACCAGAAGAAUAA
Molecule: messenger RNA, 444 nt
Organism: Mycotypha africana
Lineage: Eukaryota; Fungi; Mucoromycota; Mucoromycetes; Mucorales; Mycotyphaceae
Exons: 4
Coding region: 1-444 (147 amino acids)
Source: RefSeq, a predicted model, not a curated record